CAGGGCUAGACCCUACACCUGCCAGAGACGGCUAUGACGGUUGAAUUGCCCCACCGCUGGUCUGCCCGACCCGCGUGGCGCCGAACCUCAAGGCGGGUUCCUGCAGUGUGCGCUCGAAAGCGAUGUUGUCACAUGCCUGCGCGCAUCUGCGAGCCGGACUGACCGGAAACUAUAACAGUGCAGUCUUGUGCUGCUUCACGCCUAACAGCGAUCGAGCGUUUCGAGGACCAACAUGUUCGGAGGCAUGCCGCCCGACGAUAACCACUAUAAAGACCACCAUAAUGUACAUCCCAAAGUCCACACACAGUUACAAAGUAUUGCUCGGUUUUAGCACGUUACAAGAUGCGUCUUACCGCUACACUCGUUGCCGGGCUCCUAGCUGAUGUCAGCUCAGCCCGAGCCGUCGAGCAGCGCGCAACUGCUAACAAGCCAGUGUUCGCGCAUUAUAUGAUUGGCGAGAUCACAAACGCGCAUACUCGUCAGGACAUCAUCGAUGCGAAGGCGCUUGGAUUCGAUGCGUUCGCCAUGAACUUUGACCAGUUCGCAUACUGGUCGAACAACACUGUGGAUCGUCUCUUCAACAAUGCCGACGAACUGGGCUUCGGCCUCUUCUUCUCUUUCGAUCAUGCAGCCAAGCACCUCACAGACCCGGGUCAGUACGCAGACUACCUCAAAAGCUACAUCACGAGGAAGUCCUAUUUCAAAUUCAACAACAAGCCAGUCGUUUCCACCUUCGGAGGCGAGGACGUGUAUACGUGGUCAGCGUUCAAGAAGACUGUAGGCGAUGUACUUGUCAUCCCUGGGUACUACCAGAUCGACCCUAGUACCACGUUUACCGCGCACCAAAACAUCGAUGGGGUCUUCAACUGGAACUCUUGGCCCCAGACUAGCGCUGGAAAAGUUGUGGUGUCUACGAACGACGACAAGAUCUUCCAGUCCAAAGCUAAGGCUGCGUCGAAGCUCUUCAUGAUGGGCAUCUCGCCUAUCCAGUUCAAGCACCUCGACAGCGGCAACAACUGGUACCGUCGUGGAGAGGACAACCUUGAAUACCGAUUCGGUCAAGCAUUGGACUUGCAGCCGGACAUGCUCCAGUUCCAGACCUGGAACGAUGCUGGCGAAAGCCACUAUAUGGGGAAUCUCUGGGACGAGCCGAUGACAACUUCCACCGCUAUCCAAGCUCAGGUGAAAGAUCGUGACCACAAAGGCUACUGGCAGAUACUUCCAGCGUUCAUUCAAGCGUGGAAGCGCGGAGACAAGACAACCGCGAACAUGGUGCCCACAAACGGCAAGCCCAUCCAGGGUGCGUUCUGGCAUCACACGCUUACUUUGGGCGCCAACUGUGGCUCUGACCCCCUCGGCAAGUCCGCUGACAUUCAGAAGGCUGCCGAGGACGCCGUCAGUGGGAUUGUCCUUGUGGCAAAGGGCAAGACGAACCUCGUCGCUGUAGUCAACGUUGGCACAAAGGAGCUCGGCAAGCAGACUCUGGUUGAGGGCUACAAUAAGGUCAAAUUUACUGGCUUGACACCUGGAAAAGUACAGCUUGAGGUUUGGGACGGAAGCACCAUGAUUGGUGGAGGCUACGGAAAGCUCGAGGUAAGAUGUCGUUAUUUUUCUUGCCAAUGCUAACACAAUGCAGGUCACGAACUCGGCUUCAUUUUGCAACUACAACUUCCAGGUUGUUGGUCUGCCUAGCUAGAUUCAGGUGUUGUGGACGGUAUGGUACGCAGAUGCU
Messenger RNA from Didymella exigua CBS 183.55, 1732 nucleotides. Its product is annotated as glycoside hydrolase family 71 protein. The transcript has 3 exons. Gene Ontology annotation, molecular function: glucan endo-1,3-alpha-glucosidase activity. NCBI's taxonomy places the organism in Eukaryota, Fungi, Ascomycota, Dothideomycetes, Pleosporales, Didymellaceae. The record is from RefSeq and is a predicted model, not a curated record. Bases 343 to 1626 code for a protein of 427 amino acids.